AUGUUUCAACACCUUCUCAAGCCCGUCUCCUUCCUCUACUGGCUGCCAGUCGGUAUUGCUGUCAACGAGUAUGUAUAUACCCUCAAGACGGUCAAGGGCAGAAGUAUGCAGCCAACACUUAAUCCUGAUGAUUCAUUCUCCAACGAUGUACUUCUCUUUGACCGAUACUCGAUACGUGCAGGAAAGCCCGUAAACAGAGGGGAUAUAGUUGCUCUCAAGGAUCCGAUUGGAGGCAGCAAGGUGAUAGUGAAGCGAAUCAUUGCAAUUGAAGGCGACACAGUUCAAACACUACCCCCUUAUCCUGAUGCCGAAGUAGUUCUUCCCAAAGGCCACGUGUGGGUGGAGGGUGACGAACCAUUUCAUACUUUGGAUAGCAACAAGUUUGGAUCCGUGCCAGUGUCAUUGAUAGAGUCUCGAUUAACUAGUAUCAUAUGGCCAUUGCACCGCUUUGGACUGGUGCAAUCACAAAUUGACAAGCCUCUUCGGUCGACUUUCACGAAACACUCAGAUUGGUACUGUGCCAUGGCUGCCUUCGAACGGGAACGCAAAAGGCAGGAUAGAAUCUCUGAAGCUUGCAAAUGA
Messenger RNA from Coniophora puteana RWD-64-598 SS2, 582 nucleotides. RefSeq names its product LexA signal peptidase. Gene Ontology annotation, biological process: mitochondrial respiratory chain complex assembly. NCBI's taxonomy places the organism in Eukaryota, Fungi, Basidiomycota, Agaricomycetes, Boletales, Coniophoraceae. The transcript has 5 exons. Gene Ontology annotation, molecular function: serine-type endopeptidase activity. Gene Ontology annotation, cellular component: mitochondrial inner membrane peptidase complex; membrane. The coding region runs from base 1 to 582 and encodes 193 amino acids. The record is from RefSeq and is a predicted model, not a curated record.